AUGGCAGGUACUAAGCGAUCCAAUCCCAAGAAGAAACCGGAAGCGCGGCCUUCCACCCCAACCCUUGAGGCUCCUGCUCAGGAAACACCUUCACCCGGACCUUCUGAACACCGUGGAAAUAAAGACAAGACGCUCAACCCCCGCGUUAGGGGGGCACAGAAAGGGGAUGACACUCUAUACCCCGAGUACUCGAGGGUUUUUCUAACGAAGCAAAAAUACCUUCAAAGGGUUCAAGGCAUGAAUCGUCUUCUCAUGUCGGGAAGCCGAGGAUGGGAAUCCGAGCUCACCAAGAUUUCGCAAGAUUACGAAGACUUGUACAUUUUUUUCAUUUACCAAUGGGUCUUCGAUUGGGGAAUUAAAGAUGUUGGAACAAUUUCAAAGAAAGACAUGAACCUCGUCAUUGGCGCUCUGGAUGGGUACUGUAUCCAGGAAGAUUGGACCACUCUCCAGAGGCUCCUACCACCUCUGCCAGCACCUGAAGGAAGGUUCUUGGAGACCUUAAUCAACAAAGCCAUUGCUACAAAGGUUCUUCCCAGCUCGUUCCAGUACCUUGAUGGGAAGACCGGACCUACCGAUCAAGAUGAAGAUGAAAGCUUCGCCACAAAACUCCAGUACCUCUACGAUCGAUUCUUUAAAACCAAUCCAAACUUUGCAACGCUAUGGAAACAACAAACACAUCGACUAGCCAACUCGAUAACCGCGAGUCAAGCGCCAGGUGACCUGGAUUUUGGUCAAGAGAAUGUCAAGCGCCUCAGGGGUUGCGCUCCUCCCCUGGCCGAUGGGCUUCUCGCCAGUAGACCAUUCCGCCUGCUACUCAGGGAGCCCUUGAGUCCUGAGGAGACGCUAUCCCGGCGGACAGGUCUUGCUAAAAUUUUUGAAGAGGCACUACGUCUAAUGUGUGAUAGCGAAACACGUGUGGGUGGUCAGUUCCGCAUGGAGCAAUUGCCACAGCUGGGAUCAUUGUACAAGUGCGGUAGCCCCUACAUGAUGUGUUGGGACGAGACUGGUCUUGCGGACGAGACUGAUUUUGAUGGACGUAAAAUAUUACUUGUUGUACGGCCGGCCAUCGUAUACACUCAUAGUGAGCCUAAAGACGCAGGAUCGGGCUACACGUCCGUCUCCUCCAUUGCUCACAAGGCUAUGGUUAUCGUGGAAGACUGUGAUGGGGUAACAGAUAGUACCAAACUGCGAAAGGAAGCCCCGCGGCGACCUACAAUGUUUGUGGAGGACCGGGUCUGCGUGAACACGGCGGAGUAG
Messenger RNA from Aspergillus niger, 1257 nucleotides. RefSeq lists its product as uncharacterized. The coding region runs from base 1 to 1257 and encodes 418 amino acids. Lineage: Eukaryota; Fungi; Ascomycota; Eurotiomycetes; Eurotiales; Aspergillaceae. The transcript is spliced from 2 exons. The record is from RefSeq and is a predicted model, not a curated record.